Molecule: messenger RNA, 543 nt
Organism: Acanthosepion pharaonis
Lineage: Eukaryota; Metazoa; Mollusca; Cephalopoda; Sepiida; Sepiidae
Source: the annotation of a GenBank genome assembly
AUGGUUUAUAAUUUGAGCGCGGCUGUCCAAGACGGUCAAUCAUCUGACCCGGAUUCCUCAGGUAUUCAAAGUUACGGCUCUUCUGCAAGCAGUUAUAUUCAGUCUGCCCUGGGCAAGGAUUCGGACCAAGAUUCCGGCCGCCUCUCAAUUCCUGAUUCGCUCAGCCAAUGUUCCUUUACAGAUACCGUAUCUGCUUGGGAUACUUCCAUUAUUUCACUAUCACCGACCACUUCACACUUCAAUAUCCAUACAGGCGUCGUCGACACAGAGGAUUCUUUGCCCAGUGAAGUCAUCAAGUCAACUAAACUCAGCCCAGAGAAAACAGUUCCAAAGAAACAGAAGUUAAAACAGAAGGUGAAAUCUCUUAAAGAUAAACUGAUGGGGGGUACGAAACCAACUCCGGAAUCCUUUAAUGAAACUGUUUUAUCAAUACCACCUGACAAGACUGUUCUUCAAUGGGUCACAGUAAGUACAGAUUUUACUUAUUUCAUCGAUUUCUUUUUAAUCAUUUCUUCCCAAGCCGUCAAUCUAUUACUGCGCUGA